Messenger RNA from Lytechinus pictus (painted urchin), 2262 nucleotides. Its product is annotated as heparanase-like. Gene Ontology annotation, molecular function: hydrolase activity, acting on glycosyl bonds. Gene Ontology annotation, cellular component: extracellular matrix; membrane. The record is from RefSeq and is a predicted model, not a curated record. Lineage: Eukaryota; Metazoa; Echinodermata; Echinoidea; Temnopleuroida; Toxopneustidae.
UUAAGAUCAUAUGAGCUACGGUAACAAAUCAAUGAACUCUUUCAACAAUAGUCGACUUUCGCUAGUUUUAUUGCAAGCUGUUGAACCAUAGAAUAGCUAAGAGCAACGAUUUCAUCCUUGUAUCGUAAUUUAUCUGUACAAAUGAGUCAGACACUUGUAAGGCCAUGAGAGAAGCCACUGUUAUCCGAGUGUGACUUUUGAUAUAGGAACAUCGUUGCUGCAAGGGUGUGUUCCCGGGGGCAUGUUCUUCUCAAAGUUCAUGUUGUCAUCUUCCUCGUGAAGGUACGUUGACGGCGGACCGGACUCAAAAUCUUAAAGAGCAAUGACAAUCAACAAGGGAGUUGCGAUGAUGGUUGUUGGGCGUAUAACCAUGGCAACCAUUUCGCUGGUAUUGGUGGUGAUCAUGAUGGCGGCAACCAAAUUGAGCUUCGUAGAAAAUACGACAGAGCAUGAAAAACGACAUUUAUCCGCUCCUGAUGUUAUUAAAUACAGACGUCAAGGUGAUCACGGACCUUAUGGUGAUGGGCCGCCAUCCGUCUUAUUAUCAGUGAAUACAACCAGUAUAGUAACAACAGUGGACGAGCGAUUCCUAUCGAUAGGGGCCACCAUGGGUUUCAUCAGAACCUCUCAGGGCCAACAUUUCAAUUCUACCCGAUAUUGGACCCUGGCUCGUGGUUUAUCGCCCGCCAUCUAUCGUCUGGGAGGUGCAGAGGCCGAUUUUACAGUCUUUAAAGAGAACGCAGAUCCUGUAAAUUGUACUCUCCAACCGACUUUCCAGAGCAAACGACCCUCAGAAAAUUACGGGAAGUUGGCAUUUUUCAACGUGACAUUUUGUGCACAUACUUGAGACAACAUCAACGAGUUUGCCCGAUCUGUCGGCUGGGAUAUACUGUUUACCUUCAACGGUCUAGAACGCAACGCGACUUCAUGGGAUCCAACGGAUGCCAUCCAUCUUCUCAACUAUACCAAACAGAGGGGAUAUAAUGUUAUAUGGUCAUUGGGGAAUGAACCGAACGGAUAUCUCAGGAAAGACAAUGUGUCAGUGAAUGGCACGCAGAUGGCUGAGGCAUUCCAUACACUCCGAAAAUCCGUAUCUCAAGUAUCCGGACUGUCGGAUAUCUUCCUUGUCGGUCCGGAUGUCUCUGCUCCUAUAAAGAAAAUACCAGCGCCUCCCACUCCAAUUUCACAAUAUAUCAUUGAUUUUCUCCAAGCCAUCGGUAAUACCACCAAUGUGACAUCUUUCCACUUCUACUACACCGACGGUCGAAAGGCCGGGUUCAGAGAUCUGACCAACCCCCUGCUCUCCGACCUAUUGCAAAUAAACAUUCAGAGAGUGCAAAGCUUGGUCCACAAGUAUGGUUCGAAAGCAAACUCGAAGAUAUGGCUAACAGAAUCUGGUCUUUGCUUCGGGUCGAUGCCAACAAUCCUGAACAACGUCUACGUAGAUGGAAUGCUGUACCUGGAUAGGUUAGGAAUGGCAGCUCGUCUUGGAAUAGAUUUGAUCGUCAGUCAAGGACUGAUGGGUAGAUAUGGAGGGAUAUUUAGUGAAAAUAUAUAUCCCCAUUUGUUUUACUGGCUCUUGCUGUGUCACAAGAGGCUCAUGGGAACCCGGGUCCUAGACGUUUCGAAAGUCGUUUCCACCAAAGUUGAAAGGCGGCAACAAGAAAAUGCAUCGAAAAUAAUGGAUGAUGAUGUAUCAAAAUACAUCCGCGUAUACGCUCAUUGCACGAAAACAAGUGCAUUGUAUCAGCCAGGAUCUAUUACUCUGAUGAUCAUCAAUAUGCUACCAUACGAUGACGUUCAAAUCAAACUUGAGGGCGCUCUACUGAAUUCUACAAUACACGAGUAUCUGUUAUUGCCAGUAGGCACGAAAGGGAUUCUUUCACCGCGAUUGCAACUCAACGGACACCUUCUUAAGAUGAUUGACGACCUUACUCUCCCCAGCCUUCCACCCCGGGAGCAGCCGCCUGGGAGCCUGAUCAUGCUCCCUCAUCGGACAUACGGCUAUUAUGUGCUCCCAUAUGCUGAGGCCCAAGCUUGCCAAUGAGUUCAGAAAACUACACCUCGAAUCGCAUGGGUGACAUGACAUUUGCUCCGAGCUUAACUUCGUCUAUUUCGUGUUCAAUAGGAUUUUAGGUUUGACACUACAACAGGUGAUAUUUUGACACCGCGUUGGUGUCAGUACUUUUACACCGUACCGCUCUGCAGUGGCGUACCUAGGAUUUUUCACAAGGGGGGCAAAACCGUCCGCCAAAAAAUUUG